Molecule: messenger RNA, 625 nt
Organism: Elgaria multicarinata webbii
Lineage: Eukaryota; Metazoa; Chordata; Lepidosauria; Squamata; Anguidae
Gene: POLR2F
Product: RNA polymerase II, I and III subunit F
Exons: 5
Coding region: 162-545 (127 amino acids)
Biological process (GO): transcription by RNA polymerase I; tRNA transcription by RNA polymerase III; transcription by RNA polymerase II
Cellular component (GO): RNA polymerase III complex; nucleus; RNA polymerase II, core complex
Molecular function (GO): DNA binding
Source: RefSeq, a predicted model, not a curated record
GUGCUGAGCGUCAUUUUCGGUAGAACGUUUGUGGGUUGUUGGGUUUGUUUCCCCGCUCCCUUCGUUUAGGGUGUUUUUAGGGGGCUUGUUGGGUUUUUCACGCUUCCCGUCGUAGUGGUUAGUCUCGCGAGAGCCGCGCGCCGAACCGGAAAGGACGCAGCAUGUCUGACAACGAGGAUAAUUUUGAUGGAGAUGAUUUUGAUGAUGUGGAGGAAGAUGAAGGACUGGAUGAUCUGGAAAAUGCCGAGGAGGAGGGUCAGGAAAACGUGGAGAUCCUGCCAUCUGGAGAGCGGCAGCAGGCAAACCAGAAGCGGAUCACUACACCUUACAUGACCAAGUAUGAGCGGGCCAGAGUUCUUGGUACCCGUGCACUCCAGAUAGCCAUGUGUGCUCCAGUGAUGGUAGAGUUGGAAGGAGAGACAGACCCCUUGCUGAUUGCAAUGAAGGAACUCAAAGCUCGGAAGAUUCCCAUAAUUAUCCGCAGGUACCUGCCAGAUGGAAGUUAUGAAGACUGGGGUGUAGAUGAAUUAAUUAUCACAGAUUAAUUGGCUUCCCUUCUGUGCUCCACCUUCACCUUUAUUCCAGAUUUUAUUUUAUUUUUGUGUAAAUAAAUACUAAAAUGCCA